AUGUGUGACAUCAUGUGUGACAUCAUGUGUGACAUCAUGUGUGACAUCAUGUGUGACGUCAUGUGUGACAUCAUGUGUGACAUCAUGUGUGACGUGUGUGACGUCAUGUCUGACGUCAUGUGUGACAUCAUGUGUGACGUCAUGUGUGACGUCAUGUGUGACGUGUGUGACGUCAUGUGUGACAUAAUGUGUGACAUCAUGUGUGACGUCAUGUGUGACGUCAUGUGUGACAUCAUGUGUGACGUCAUCUGUGACGUCAUGUGUGACGUAAUGUGUGACGUCAUGUGUAACGUCAUGUGUGACGUCAUGUGUGACAUCAUGUGUGACGUCAUCUGUGACGUCAUGUGUGACGUCAUCUGUGACAUCAUGUGUGACGUCAUGUGUGACAUCAUGUGUGACAUCAUCUGUGACGUCAUGUGUGACGUCAUCUGUGACGUCAUCUGUGACGUCAUCUGUGACAUCAUGUGUGACGUCAUCUGUGACAUCAUGUGUGACGUCAUGUGUGACGUCAUCUGUGACAUCAUGUGUGACAUCAUGUGUGACGUCAUGUGUGACGUCAUGUGUGACAUCAUGUGUGACGUCAUGUGUGACAUCAUCGCAGCAGACAGCUCCGUGUCUUACUACAGCCUCAGCCGCGGCGGCUCGGGUCUUACGCCCGCCCCUUCUCAAGCAAGACUGACAGUCAUGGCGCUGGCUCCUCCCACCUCAGCUGUCACACACUUCCGGUCCAACAGCCAAUCACAGAAAGUGGAGACCAGUGGAGACCAGGGGAGACCAGUGCGCAUGGAUGCGAGCCGCAGUGAUGACAGACGCCCCUCCUCCAGACUGACGCACGGCCCUGAGAUGGUUCCCAAUCCAGGGGUCUGCAACCUGUAG
This is a messenger RNA of Knipowitschia caucasica, 876 nucleotides long. NCBI's taxonomy places the organism in Eukaryota, Metazoa, Chordata, Actinopteri, Gobiiformes, Gobiidae. The record is from the annotation of a GenBank genome assembly.